Molecule: messenger RNA, 705 nt
Organism: Quercus robur (English oak)
Lineage: Eukaryota; Viridiplantae; Streptophyta; Magnoliopsida; Fagales; Fagaceae
Product: probable inactive receptor kinase At1g27190
Exons: 1
Coding region: 1-705 (234 amino acids)
Biological process (GO): protein phosphorylation
Molecular function (GO): ATP binding; protein kinase activity
Source: RefSeq, a predicted model, not a curated record
AUGUACAAGGCAGUGCUUCCAAAUGGUUAUCCCCUUGCAAUUAAGCGGCUAUAUAAGUCUCAAUCUUUUGGGAAACAAUUCAAAUCUGAGCUAUUAACUCUGGCUAGAUUGAGACACAAUAACAUAAUUUCCCUCUUGGGUUACUAUAGAGAAAGGAAAAUGCUUCUAGUAUACCGAUAUAUAUCGAAUGGUAGCCUUUAUGGCUGGCUACAUGCUGGGAAAGACAAGAAUAAGAUCUUGGACUGGCCUUCAAGGAUUAAAAUUGCCGUUGGGAUAGCAAGAGGCCUAGCAUGUCUUCACCAUAACUGUCAUUUCUCAGUAGUCCAUCUCAGCUUGAGUUCGAAUGCUAUCUUACUUGAUCAGAAUUUUGAGGCCAAGAUAUCAAGUUUUGGAGAGGCAAUAAUAUUGAAACCUGGAGGGCUAAUGUUUGUGAACUCAAGUGAUAACCACAUGAGCAUUAGAGUUUUUUAUGGCAGUGGGGUUAGGGAGUUGGAUUAUUUCAAAAAAGAUGUCUAUGAUUUUGGUAUUCUGCUUCUUAAGCUAAUUACAGGAAAGGCACCCAUUCAAAUAAAUAAUUAUUCAAACCGUUUGGAUGGGAGUUACGUUGAUUGGAUUACUUGUCUUUUGACUUGCCCUUCUUUAAUGUGCCAUUUCAUUGACAAGACAUCUCUUAAGCCACAGAUGCAAAGUGUUAGAUCAAAUUAG